This is a messenger RNA of Nomascus leucogenys (northern white-cheeked gibbon), 5932 nucleotides long. RefSeq names its product diphosphoinositol pentakisphosphate kinase 2 (gene PPIP5K2). Gene Ontology annotation, biological process: inositol phosphate biosynthetic process; inositol metabolic process. Gene Ontology annotation, molecular function: 5-diphosphoinositol pentakisphosphate 1-kinase activity; inositol hexakisphosphate kinase activity; diphosphoinositol pentakisphosphate kinase activity. The coding region runs from base 574 to 4365 and encodes 1263 amino acids. Lineage: Eukaryota; Metazoa; Chordata; Mammalia; Primates; Hylobatidae. The transcript is spliced from 32 exons. The record is from RefSeq and is a predicted model, not a curated record. Gene Ontology annotation, cellular component: cytosol.
GACGGAUCGUUUGGCUCUUGCCGGAAAUCAUUCCGCCCGGUGAGGUUUCAGCGUGAGACCCGAGGAGGGCGGGGAAGAGGCGUGACGGAGAUUCCUGAGGUGUAGUAGCCUGAGGUUCCCUUAUGUGGCCCUAUAGCUGUUACUGAAGGAAGUAGCCUACGUCCACGCCUACAACUGAAGUCUCUUGACAAACACCUCACCCCUGCCUCCGGGAUGAAAGGGGGUAACCUAGACCUGAAUGGGCUUGACCAUCUCACAACUGUUCGCGUGACGACCGCAUUCGUGUCAGGUAAGAAGAUUGCUGUAUCAACUCAAGAAAGCAGUAACCUCACUGUCUUUGUAUUUUGAAUUGCAACAACAACUUUGAUAUCAACAAUGAAGCAAUGAUAUCUAAGGACAAAAGAGAAUUUGCCAACAGUCAUCAUAAUAUCAAGUGAUUGUAUAAGCAGAAACAAGCUGUCACAGACCUGUGUGUCAGCUAAUAUAUGGAGAAUGCUUUCUUCUGAUGCUAUUUACUUAGAGGCAGUUUUAAUAUAAAUUAUUUCAAUUAUAUCUACAUCAAAUAAAAUAAAAAUGAGUGAGGCCCCCAGAUUCUUUGUUGGACCAGAAGAUACAGAAAUAAAUCCUGGAAAUUAUCGACAUUUCUUCCACCAUGCAGAUGAAGACGAUGAGGAGGAAGAUGAUUCUCCACCAGAAAGGCAGAUUGUGGUUGGAAUAUGUUCCAUGGCAAAGAAAUCCAAAUCCAAACCAAUGAAGGAAAUUCUUGAACGGAUCUCCUUAUUUAAAUAUAUCACAGUAGUAGUAUUUGAAGAGGAGGUUAUUUUGAAUGAACCAGUGGAAAACUGGCCUUUAUGUGAUUGUCUUAUUUCUUUCCAUUCUAAAGGAUUUCCACUGGACAAAGCGGUUGCCUAUGCAAAACUCAGGAAUCCAUUUGUAAUCAAUGACUUGCAUAUGCAGUAUCUCAUACAAGAUAGGAGAGAAGUAUAUAGUAUUCUUCAAGCUGAAGGUAUUUUACUUCCUCGUUAUGCAAUUUUGAACCGUGACCCAAAUAAUCCCAAAGAAUGUAAUCUGAUUGAAGGGGAAGAUCAUGUAGAAGUAAAUGGGGAAGUUUUCCAAAAGCCAUUUGUAGAAAAGCCAGUCAGUGCAGAAGAUCACAAUGUUUACAUUUAUUACCCAACUUCUGCUGGUGGUGGAAGUCAAAGACUCUUUAGAAAGAUUGGCAGUAGAAGUAGUGUUUAUUCUCCAGAAAGCAAUGUACGAAAAACAGGCUCAUAUAUAUAUGAAGAGUUUAUGCCCACAGAUGGUACUGAUGUUAAGGUUUAUACAGUGGGUCCAGAUUAUGCCCAUGCUGAAGCUCGAAAAUCUCCAGCACUUGAUGGCAAGGUGGAACGAGACAGUGAAGGAAAAGAAGUACGAUACCCUGUUAUUCUCAAUGCACGAGAGAAAUUAAUUGCUUGGAAAGUCUGCCUUGCCUUUAAGCAAACAGUUUGUGGCUUUGAUUUGUUACGGGCCAAUGGACAGUCCUAUGUCUGUGAUGUCAAUGGCUUCAGUUUUGUGAAAAAUUCCAUGAAGUAUUAUGAUGACUGUGCAAAAAUACUUGGAAAUAUUGUAAUGCGAGAACUUGCUCCACAAUUUCAUAUUCCAUGGUCAAUACCCUUAGAAGCUGAAGAUAUCCCAAUUGUACCAACUACAUCUGGAACUAUGAUGGAACUUAGAUGUGUCAUAGCUGUUAUACGUCAUGGGGAUCGAACACCAAAACAAAAAAUGAAAAUGGAAGUGAGACAUCAAAAAUUUUUUGAUCUUUUUGAAAAGUGUGAUGGAUAUAAAUCAGGGAAAUUAAAACUCAAAAAACCAAAACAGUUACAGGAAGUGCUAGAUAUUGCACGACAGCUUCUUAUGGAGCUGGGGCAAAAUAAUGAUUCUGAAAUUGAAGAAAACAAGCCAAAGCUUGAACAACUUAAGACUGUAUUAGAGAUGUAUGGUCAUUUUUCUGGAAUAAAUCGUAAGGUUCAGUUGACCUAUCUCCCUCAUGGUUGUCCUAAAACAUCUAGUGAAGAGGAGGACAGCCGAAGAGAAGAACCAUCUUUACUUUUGGUUUUAAAAUGGGGAGGUGAAUUAACUCCUGCAGGCAGAGUCCAGGCUGAAGAACUUGGAAGAGCCUUCAGGUGUAUGUAUCCUGGAGGUCAAGGAGAUUAUGCAGGAUUUCCUGGUUGUGGUUUACUUAGAUUACAUAGCACCUACAGACAUGACCUCAAAAUAUAUGCCUCUGAUGAAGGACGAGUCCAGAUGACUGCAGCUGCUUUUGCAAAGGGGCUUUUAGCUUUGGAAGGAGAGCUUACACCCAUUCUUGUUCAAAUGGUGAAAAGUGCAAAUAUGAACGGUCUUUUGGAUAGUGAUAGUGACUCUCUGAGCAGUUGUCAGCAACGUGUGAAGGCAAGGCUUCAUGAAAUACUUCAGAAAGACAGAGAUUUUACUGCUGAAGAUUAUGAAAAGCUUACUCCAUCUGGAAGCAUUUCUCUUAUCAAAUCAAUGCAUUUAAUUAAAAAUCCUGUGAAGACCUGUGAUAAAGUUUAUUCCUUAAUUCAGAGUUUGACUUCUCAAAUCAGACAUCGAAUGGAAGAUCCCAAAUCAUCAGAUAUUCAGCUUUACCAUAGUGAAACAUUGGAGCUUAUGCUACGUAGAUGGUCCAAGUUAGAGAAAGACUUUAAAACAAAGAAUGGAAGAUAUGAUAUUAGUAAAAUCCCUGACAUAUAUGACUGUAUAAAAUAUGAUGUCCAGCAUAAUGGUUCCUUGAAAUUAGAAAACACAAUGGAAUUAUAUAGGCUUUCGAAGGCAUUAGCAGAUAUUGUUAUCCCUCAGGAAUAUGGUAUAACUAAAGCUGAAAAACUGGAGAUUGCCAAAGGCUACUGUACUCCUCUGGUUAGAAAAAUUCGCUCAGACCUUCAGAGGACACAAGAUGAUGACACUGUAAAUAAACUUCAUCCUGUAUAUUCUAGAGGUGUUCUGUCUCCUGAACGUCAUGUUCGUACUAGAUUAUAUUUUACCAGUGAAAGUCAUGUACAUUCUUUGCUGUCUAUUCUUCGCUAUGGUGCCUUAUGCAAUGAAUCAAAGGAUGAACAGUGGAAACGAGCUAUGGAUUAUUUAAAUGUUGUCAAUGAGCUCAACUACAUGACUCAGAUUGUUAUCAUGCUUUAUGAGGAUCCUAAUAAGGAUCUUUCCUCAGAGGAACGCUUUCAUGUUGAAUUACACUUUAGUCCAGGAGCCAAAGGUUGUGAAGAAGACAAAAAUUUACCAUCUGGCUAUGGAUAUAGACCAGCUUCCAGAGAGAAUGAAGGCAGGAGACCUUUUAAAAUUGAUAAUGAUGAUGAACCACAUACUUCUAAAAGAGAUGAAGUUGAUCGAGCUGUGAUAUUGUUUAAACCUAUGGUAUCAGAGCCAAUUCAUAUACACAGGAAGUCUCCACUUCCAAGAUCUAGGAAGAUGGCUACAAAUGAUGAAGAGAGCCCCCUGAGUGUGUCUAGCCCAGAGGGUACUGGUACCUGGCUGCAUUAUACCAGUGGUGUGGGUACUGGGCGUCGAAGACGCAGAUCAGGGGAACAAAUCACUUCUUCCCCUGUCUCCCCCAAAUCAUUGGCUUUCACAUCCAGUAUUUUUGGCUCAUGGCAACAGGUUGUAUCUGAAAAUGCUAAUUACCUGCGAACACCAAGAACUCUUGUGGAACAGAAGCAGAAUCCUACUGUAGGGUCUCACUGUGCGGGCCUGUUUAGCACCUCGGUGCUCGGGGGUUCUUCAAGCGCACCUAACCUACAGGAUUAUGCUCGUACUCAUCGUAAAAAGCUGACCUCUUCUGGCUGCAUAGAUGACGCCACACGCGGUUCUGCUGUUAAAAGGUUUUCUAUCUCAUUUGCUCGACACCCAACCAAUGAACACCUACACCUCUAUAGGUGCUGGUCCGUUUCCUCUGUGGAAUUUCUAGGCUCCAGUGGCUUUGAAUUGUAUUCCAUGGUGCCAUCUAUUUGUCCUCUAGAAACUCUUCAUAAUGCCCUAUCUUUAAAGCAAGUGGAUGAAUUUCUUGCUUCCAUUGCUUCUCCAUCAUCUGACGUUCCACGGAAGACCGCUGAAAUUUCCUCUACAGCUUUACGUUCCAGUCCAAUAAUGAGAAAAAAAGUAUCUUUAAAUACGUACACACCUGCAAAGAUCCUCCCAACACCACCAGCUACCUUAAAGAGUACUAAAGCAAGCAGCAAACCAGCUACAAGUGGACCUUCUAGUGCAGUUGUUCCUAAUACCUCAUCUCGGAAAAAGAAUAUAGCUAGCAAAACAGAAACGCAUGAACACAAAAAAAACACUGGGAAAAAGAAAUGAAAUCUUAGCAGAAGCUGGGACUUUUUAUGCUUAUAAAAAUAGUAUGUUCUUACGUUUCUCCUUAUGCAUUUAUGUGUUCACUUAAAAAUGUUUUUAAAUCUAAGGGUUUCUUUGUUUAUAUUCAGGUAAGGAACUUUUGUCAUGAUCUGGAAAUGUUUAAAACGAUGUUUGUUAGCAUUCUGUGAGCAGCAAAACUUAUAGUGAUAAAAAUCGAUUAUUGUUAAUAUGAUGUUUACCAUGUGCACAUAGUAAUGAAAAGGAACAUAAAAGCCCAGCAGGCUUGUACCAAAGUCACACCAGUAAUGCUAUGUACUGCAGAGUCUGAUGAGAUGGCCUUUGUGCACACUUUUAUUUUCAUGGGAUUGUAUCUUAACUGUUAAAACUUCUAGAUUGAAAUUUGACAGCCAGGGUUACAUAUUGGGGACUUUUAAAGUGUCUUUCCAAAGAGAUUUCAUUAACUGUUUAGAUUAGAAUAUCUUUCCCAAUUGUUACAGUGACAUAUAUGCUGCAAUAUUUAACAACUGGAGUAUUAGCCACAUGGGUUAUUUUUUCAAUCUGUGUUUUGAAUUUUUUUAUUAUGUGUUAUUUAAAAUAUUACAUAUGCAGCUGGGAGAACUAUACCUUUGUGCAUAUAGAUUUAUAUAUUAAUUUGUAGAAAAUAUUUUCUUUAUAUAUUUCCUUACCAUACAAGGUGCCUUGUUCAUCAGGAAAACUUUUGUUUCGUAUGUUGACAAGAAAGGCACCUUUAGAGUUUCUUUUUAAGUAUAGUUGACAAGUGUAUAAAUGUUACACUUAUUUUCAGAGUUCUUUUUAGAUCUAAAGAAGUCAGUUCAAAAAUGGAAAUCAACAAUGUUAGGAGAAAUCUGAAUUCUGUUAAGUUAGUUAUUAUGUAUAGCAUCUGUUUUUAACCAUUUCCAUUCUUAUCCCUAGUGUAUCAGUUGAUCACACCAAGAAAGCUUAGAAGAUUGAGCAUUUGAAAUAAAUGCUCUUUAUAAAUGAUUAGAUUUUUGAAGGGAUAUUGAAAUCAUUGUGCUGUGAUUUCAUCUGUGAUGUGAAAAAUCAAUUUAUUAUCCUUGGUGCUUUUCCCCCUCACCAAUGCACAAAUAAUUGUGAACCACUUGAAAUGACUUAAACUGUAAUCCAAAUGGGACAAUCUGAUAAGAAUUUCAUGCAUUGGUAGUUAAAUAACUUAAAUUGCUAAAGCUUUAGCUUGAAACUUAGGUUUAGAAAAACUAUUGAUUUCCCAUGGUAUGAAUAUAUCUAUUAUAAUUCUUCAAAAGAGACUCUUCUCACCUUAAAUAGUCAUAUAUUAAAUAACUUAUAGGAAAGAAGCAUACUAUAUGGUAGCUGUUUUAAAAGGUACCAGAUGUAAGAGUCAUAAAUAUAUACAAUUAAAGAAGUUCAUAUAUUUCACAUGUGUUAUAUGGAGACGUCUUGUAAACAGUUGAAUGUAGGUAAGUUUUCUGUUUGUGAAAAUGUAGUUAAUGUACUCACUGUGGAGGUAAUAAGGAAACUACUUUUUUUUUUUAAGUGGAACCUAAUUAAAAUAUUUCCAGAAUCAAAGAGA